GCCAGUCAUCACAGCCCCGUAUUCACACACACACACACACACACACACAGCAGCUAGCACGCACCUAGGCUGUCUGUAUCUACACACAGGCAGAAUUAAACUAAAGAUGCCACACCUAAGCCUCUGCAUCCUCAUCGGCAGCAUCAGCGUCACCCACCAGCUCCUCACCCACCACCGGCCGCGACAGCCGGCCCACAAGCUCAGAUAACAGAGAGCUCUUCACCCCUCCAGCAAAGGGAUUCGCGGGCAGCCUCGCGACUCCCAUCUCAUUAUUCCUGUCCUCCCCCACACCCUCAUAAUGCUCGCCACUGCCCUUGGCGUUGUCUUCAUGACGUGCUGAGUGGGGCCUUGCAUCUCCCGUAACGUCAUUCUGGACCAGCUGCUGGGCGCUGGGCUUGUCGAAGAAAGGUUCGUCUGUGGUGUCAUCGGGUGUGGCGCCGGGAAGAUGGCGGAUGACGACAGGCAGUGGCUUGGUCCUGUAGCCGAGGACCAACUGGAGCUCACGAAUCGUCUCGCGGCCCUGCUCCUGCACCUGAACGAACGAACACCACACGCGCAUACACACACAGAGGUGACAACAACAAGGUUGGAGUAUUGGUGUGGUGUUGUGUCGCGUGGUGUGGUUUUGUGUCUGACCUUUUUGUCGGCUUGGUGUAUCGCCGACCCUAUCGCACGGUGUUCUCCCCUCUGGCCAUCAUCUCCACCGACCGCACAGAACACCUCGAGCUGAUCGCCCCCCUCGCCUCUGAUGACGGGAGGGCUCGACUGCGGUUCCUGCCCUUCGUCAGCCACAGGUUGCGGUUCCUCCGUCUGCUCAUAGUGGAUGGGUGGGGGAGGGGAGGGCUGUGUGGGUGGCUGUCGUGGUUGGAGCAGCAGCAAUGCCUCAGCCCUUUUCAUGUCCUCCACAGCUUCACUCAGAUGCUGGCUGACCGUCUUGACCACGGCAGAGAUGGCACCUCCAUCACCAUGGCCUUCACGAGAUAGCUUCGUGAGCCGCAGCGACGCCAGUGCCGACCCAAGGGAGAUGUUGAGGCGAUCGAGCGCCUGACACACGUCCAUGACUGUGCCUCGCCCCCAACGCACGGCGCUCGGCGAGCCGUUCGCACGUGGGGAUGGGGCGUCUCCCUGCGGCAUCUGGGUGUAGCAGAGGGCCAGCUGAGCCCUCAGAGAUGCCUUGCCAGAGGCCAAGGUCCGCUCAACUCUCCGCAUAGCCGCAGCACACCGUAUCUGGACCACCACCAGGCGGCGCACAAGCUCCAGCUGUGUGCCGAGCCCUCCAUGCUGGUUGCUUGCGUCGGCUGCCUCCGCCACAGUGGCCUUGAGCUGACUUUGCACGAGUGAGCACACCAGCUGGAAGGCCGCCUCCAUCCGCCCAAGCCCGCUCUUCAGUGACGACAGCGACAGAAAAACCAUAUCGUCUUCUGUGUCGUCCUGAUGAGCAUGUGGUGGCGGGAAAGCCUCUAAGGCGUCAGCAAUCCCGAUAUCAACGCUCCCGCCUGCACUCAGCUGUCGGGCGGCCUCCCUCAGAGCGACCAUGACGUCACUCGUGUGCUCAUGGAUCGCCCGGCGAAGACCCUUGAGCGCCAUGAAGGCAAGGGCGCCCCUGCUGCUGGAGGACGCCUCAAUGCGUGUGAUGGGCGGCAGCACCUCGCCAAGCCGGAAGCCCCGGCGCACCAGCUCGACUUCCUGAAUCCAACGUAGGGCCUCACGAGCCACUUUCCAGUAGCCAUCGUGCGCAUCGAUGGCGCCAUUCAAGGAAGAUGCCACUGAGCGGGUCACUUGGUAGAGCAGCACGGUGACAGACGACACUAGGCCACCGGCGAAACAGAGGAUAGCGCCGCCCCACAGCAGUCCUCGCGCCGUCCCUCCCUGAUAGUGGCGCCAUGAGUAGACAGUCAGGAGGCUGAGGGCAAGUGUUGCAGCCGUCCAGCCCGUCGGACACAGCGCUCUCGUCGUGAAGCGUUGCCGCUCAGCAUUCUCGUCGAUGUGCGCCAUGACAUAAUCGCCGUAAGCCUCAGCCAAUGCCGCAGCCUUCGGCAACGUGGCCUCGUCUUUGCCGCCGUGUUCAUCCACAUCUCUUGGUUGGAGCUGGCUGGAGAGGGGCUGGGCAUCAGUAGGGCCGCAGAGAUGGCCCUCUCCGAUGGAUUGCAGAUACUCAGCCAGCGCACCGCUGCACACCUCCUCAUUCAUGACGACUCAAAUCGAAGCGAUUCUUGUUUUAGAAGAGCCUCCUUAGCGUGGGAGGGUUGAGAGGCCUCCAACGAGGAGGGAAC
This is a messenger RNA of Vitrella brassicaformis, 2273 nucleotides long. The record is from the annotation of a GenBank genome assembly. Lineage: Eukaryota; Vitrellaceae.